AAUCCAUACAAAUCGUCCAUGGAAGAUCAAGAAGAACAAGCUCCCCUCUAUGGAGAUCUACUAGAUACAGUUCUCUCUCACGUGUCCCUCCUCGAUCUCGUGCCAGCUUCGUACGUGUCAAAGACAUGGCAACGGGCUGUCUACUCAUCCAUCCGCAGCCCGACACGUGCCAAACCGUGGCUUGUCCUCCACAUCCAGAGCCCUCGGAAUCCCUCCGCGACGAGCACGCACGCCUACGACCCCCACUCGCACGUGUGGAUCCGAAUACCGCACGUGCCGGUGCCUCACUCGUCGAUCAUCCGCUCCUCCCACUCGAACCUCCUCUACAUGCACUCCUUAUCCAGACUAUCCCUCUCACGUGACGCUCUCAAAACCACGUGGGAAGACAUCAGCGCACCGCGCGUGUGGAGGCUGGACCCAGUCAUCGCGGUCGUCGGGUCCCACGUCGUCGUCGCUGGCGGCACGUGCGAUUUCGAAGACGAACCACUGGCCGUCGAGCUCUACGACGCCGCGUCCCGCACGUGGCGUACGUGCCAGCCCAUGCCGGCCAUCUUCAAGAACUCCGCAUCGGCCACUUGGCUAUCGACAGCCGUCGACGAUAAGAAAAUGUACGUCUUGGAGAAAACCAACGGUGGAUUUUGCUCGUUCGAUCCAGAGACGGAGACGUGGGGACCCACAUCGAAUUUGUGCCCAAACCCAUCUGUGUUUUUCUCCACCAUUGAAUUUUCCGGCCAUCGUUUAAUGCUAUUCGGAUUGGUGGGCCACCCCACAAACGUUGAAACCUUAAGCAUUUGGGAAGUGAAAUGUGACACAUUUGAGUGCACCGAGAUCGGAAAAAUGCCACCGGCGAUGCUCGAAAAGCUCAUGGAUGCAGAUUCACGGCUUUCGUCGAUCGGCGUUUCAUCGACGGCUGAUUUUACUUACAUUUAUAAUCCGUCCGAUCCGAAAGAGAUCUUCUGCUGCGACUUCAGCACUGGCGUCUGCAGCUGGGACACCGUUCGAAAUUCGGUCAUCGAUGAUCGGAAUUGGAUGAAUAGAUUCACGUUUACGUGUUCGACGGUUGAUAUCGACGCUCUUCGAGAGAUUUUCUGUUCAGGGAGCGGGAAUUUUCCGUCGAAUUUCGCCGGAAAUUGAUCGGGAUUGUGCUCUUCUUUUUUUUUAGUGUGUGAGCCUGUUUGAUCUUUCAAAUC
Messenger RNA from Magnolia sinica, 1190 nucleotides. RefSeq names its product F-box/kelch-repeat protein At1g23390. The coding region runs from base 19 to 1134 and encodes 371 amino acids. Gene Ontology annotation, biological process: proteasome-mediated ubiquitin-dependent protein catabolic process. Gene Ontology annotation, molecular function: protein binding. The record is from RefSeq and is a predicted model, not a curated record. Gene Ontology annotation, cellular component: cytosol; nucleus. The transcript has a single exon. Lineage: Eukaryota; Viridiplantae; Streptophyta; Magnoliopsida; Magnoliales; Magnoliaceae.